AUGAGCCAACAGCAGCCGGACCACACGCCGAAGGUAAAUGCUUUCCGCAGCUACUGCAUGCAAGUCGUCGAACAGUUGUGCGGCGAGUUCGAGCGCGAAGUCCUCCAAAUGACACAGGACAUUGUCCGCUAUCGCGGAGAGCUGGCACGCUGCGCUGAUUUGUUGGCGUUCCAGCUUGGCAAGGAGAAGCAAUACCAUUCCAUGUUGGAAAACAUCGCAGGAAACACUUCGACUCUCUGUGGUAAGGCUGCCGAGGUGGGCCAGAAGCACAGCGCCAAUGAUGGGGUGAAGAUUCAGAUGCAUCAGUUGUUGGAGCAGAUGUUCGAAGGCGGCAAAGGCGCCAUUGCCGAAGGCUAUGGGAAUCUCGACGAGCAUCGUCAAAUGGCGGAGACCCACUUGCAGACUUCGGCGGAGCUGCAGAAUCAGUCGGUUGCGAUCCAGAAGGAGCUCGACAACAUUCUACAGGCUCUGCAAGUUCCACCGGUUUCUUAUAGCAACGCUCCAAUUAUCAUGGGGCCAUCCAUGAUGCAACCGCAAGCAACCCGAGCUCCUCCCGGGCAAGGAUUCGGAGCCAAGCCGGCAAUUCCGGGAAUGGUGUCGGGCACAGGGGGUUUCUCACCAGGGCCUCGUUCCAUCCCUGGCUCCCCAGUGUUUACGCCCUCAAGCGGAUUUGUGGGUGGCGGCGGACUCCCUCAGACUCCGCCAGCACCGGCCGGCCUGAAACAUGGGCGUAUGGGCCAGAUGGCCUAG
Molecule: messenger RNA, 750 nt
Organism: Symbiodinium necroappetens
Lineage: Eukaryota; Dinophyceae; Suessiales; Symbiodiniaceae
Source: the annotation of a GenBank genome assembly